AUGACGCCUGAUCAGGCUUCCAACCCAGGCAACCCAAAAGUUUAUUUUGAUAUCUCAAUUGGUGGCGCCGACGCUGGAAGAAUCACCUUCGAGCUCUUCAAGAACAUUGUUCCCAAGACAGCUGAGAACUUCAGAGCAUUGUGCACUGGUGAAAAGGGAUUCGGUUACAAGGGCUCCAAGUUCCAUCGUGUCAUUCCCAAGUUCAUGUGUCAAGGUGGUGACUUCACCAGAGGCAAUGGGACAGGUGGGAAGAGCAUCUAUGGAGAAAAAUUUGCUGAUGAAAGUUUUGUCAUUGGGCACGCAAAACCAGGUCUGUUGUCCAUGGCAAAUGCUGGUCCAGAUACCAAUGGUUCUCAAUUUUUCAUCACUGUUGAAAAAACUGAUUGGUUGAAUGGAAAGCAUGUAGUUUUUGGGCAGGUCAUUGGAGGACAGGCAACUGUGGCAAAGAUUGAAGCAGAAGGAUCAGACAGUGGUGAAACAAGCAAUCCUAUCGUCAUAGCAGAUUGUGGUGCCUUAUAA
Messenger RNA from Helobdella robusta, 519 nucleotides. RefSeq lists its product as hypothetical. Bases 1 to 519 code for a protein of 172 amino acids. Gene Ontology annotation, molecular function: peptidyl-prolyl cis-trans isomerase activity. Gene Ontology annotation, biological process: protein folding; protein peptidyl-prolyl isomerization. The transcript has 5 exons. The record is from RefSeq and is a predicted model, not a curated record. NCBI's taxonomy places the organism in Eukaryota, Metazoa, Annelida, Clitellata, Rhynchobdellida, Glossiphoniidae. Gene Ontology annotation, cellular component: intracellular membrane-bounded organelle.